Saccharomycopsis crataegensis is the source of this 957-nucleotide messenger RNA. RefSeq lists its product as uncharacterized. Gene Ontology annotation, molecular function: L-ornithine transmembrane transporter activity. Gene Ontology annotation, biological process: mitochondrial L-ornithine transmembrane transport. The transcript is spliced from 2 exons. The record is from RefSeq and is a predicted model, not a curated record. NCBI's taxonomy places the organism in Eukaryota, Fungi, Ascomycota, Saccharomycetes, Ascoideales, Saccharomycopsidaceae. The coding region runs from base 1 to 957 and encodes 318 amino acids.
AUGAUUUCCCACUAUGAGUCAGAGCGACCCAGACUUUCGCAACAGUUCAUUGGGAGUGUCAAAAUGUCCAAAGACGUCAAGGUUGAAGGAGAGCGCCAGAAGCACGCCGCCGGAUGGGUUGGAUUUGUGGCUGGAGUGUGCUCUGGGAUGGCUAAGAACACCGUUGGUCAUCCAUUCGACACGAUCAAAGUAAGGUUGCAAGUUUCUGAAGGCCGUUUUACCGGUCCUAUAAAUGCCUUGACACAAACCAUUGCUAAAGAAGGUAUCAAAGGUCUUUAUAAAGGCUUCACUCCCCCACUUGUGGGAUGGGUUCUUAUGGAUUCUGUCAUGCUUGGAUCAUUACACAAUUACCGGACUUGUUUGAUGAACACCAUUUAUAAAGAUGAACAGAGACUCCCGUUGUUGGGUCAUUGUCUUGCAGGGCUAGGGGCCGGGUGGACAGUUUCAUUUGUCGCUGCUCCAGUUGAACAGGUGAAAGCAAGAUUGCAAAUCCAGUACGAUGCUAAAUCGAAAUUAUAUGCCGGUCCUAUAGAUUGUCUUUUCAAAGUGGUGAAGAACAGCGGUAUCACUGGGCUAUAUAGAGGGUUAUUCCCAACUAUGGUUUUCAGAUCGAACUUUGUGUUUUGGUGGGGGUCUUAUGAAAUCUUUACUAAAUGGUUUGAAGACCACACCAACAUGUCGAAAGUGGCCAUCAAUUUCUGGAGUGGUGGGCUCAGUGCCACAGUGUUCUGGACCAUGGCCUAUCCUGCAGACGUCAUUAAACAAGUCAUCAUGACUGAUAGUGUGGAAAACCCGAAAUUCAAGAGUUAUCUGCAAGCCGUCAAAUACAUUUACCAAAAUAGAGGAGGGGUCAGAGCAUUUUUCAAAGGUUUUGCUCCUUCCAUAUGUCGUUCAUUCCCUGCCAAUGCUGCUGCUUUGGCUGCUUUCGAGGCUGCUCUUAGAGUAUUGGAUAAAUAA